Nakaseomyces glabratus is the source of this 1830-nucleotide messenger RNA. It is a transcript of the gene MPP10, whose product is annotated as rRNA-processing protein MPP10. Gene Ontology annotation, biological process: rRNA processing. Gene Ontology annotation, cellular component: sno(s)RNA-containing ribonucleoprotein complex; Mpp10 complex; nucleus. The record is from RefSeq and is a predicted model, not a curated record. NCBI's taxonomy places the organism in Eukaryota, Fungi, Ascomycota, Saccharomycetes, Saccharomycetales, Saccharomycetaceae.
AUGUCGUUUUUAGAGAGUUUAAGUGACCCGGUGAAGGUUGUCGAGGUUUCCAGCGAGGCUCCGCUAGAGUUUGUGAAGGACCAUGUGGACAAUGUGAUCAAGCUUUCGAAGCAGAGCGGUCUGCGCAACAAGUUUGAUCUGGAGGAAGUGACCAUCAGUGGUCUGGAUGCCAACCAGGUGUGGUGGCAGGCCAAGAUUGUGCAGGAUAACAUAGAAGGUGAGCUGCUGGACCGUAUACAGGAGCUGCGUGAAGUGCUCGGCGCUGGAGAAGCCUCCGAUGUGUCUGGCGAGGAGAGUGAAGAGCAAGUUAGUGAAGACGAAGAAGAUGAUGAAGACGGAAGCGAAACUGAACCACUGGAACAGGACCAAGCAGUUGAACAAGAGUUAUCUGAAGAGGAAGAUGUCGAGUCUGAUAAUGGUGAGAUCGAAGGUACUGAUCUGUCUGAUAAAGAAGAACAAGAGGCAGAAGUGUCGGAAGGCGAUGAAGUGAUAGCUGAGAGUAGACAUGACAAAUCCGAUGAGGAAGUUAUCCCAGAGUCCAAGCAAACAGAGAGUGAGGUGAACGAUCAGUUCUUCAAUAUAGAUGAGUUUAACAAACAGACUGACGACUCAAAGGACCCGCUAGCUCCAAAGGUGGAAGACGAUGAUGAAGACGAUAUAGACUAUUUCGGUGAUAUUCCUUCUGAGGAUGAUGAAGAGGCUAUAUAUUAUGAUGAUUUCUUUGACAAGCCCGAUGCUAAGUCCUCUAGGAAGUUGAACAGAAAUGAUAAAGAAGCUGAAAACAAUGAGAGUGAAGACGAAUUUAUGGAUGAACCGGAUCUUGAGGACGAUGACUACUAUAAUGAAGCUAUGGAUUCAGCAAAACUUGAUCUGUUUGCGGAUGCCGAGGAUGAAUCAGAGGAAGACGGAGAAAAUGAUGAGGAAAAAUUAUCUACAUUUGAGAAGAGGCAACUAGAGCUAAAGAAACAAAUUGAACAACUAGAAAAGGAAGCUAUUGCCGAGAAGAAAUGGGCAUUGAAAGGUGAAGUAAAAGCCCAGGAUAGACCGGAUGAUACGUUGCUGACAGAGGAGCUAGAAUUUGACAGAACUGCAAAACCUGUUCCAAUCAUUACACAGGAAGUUACAGAGUCUCUAGAAGAGAUGAUUAGAAGAAGGAUCAAGGAAUACAAUUUUGAUGACUUACAACGUAGAACUGUUGCCGAUCUAAACCUGGGUAUGCGUAGAGAGAAAUUCGAGCUAAGUGAUGCCAAGUCAUCGAAGUCAUUAGCUGAGAUCUACGAGGAAGAUUAUAAAGGCGUUUCAGAGGAAACAGCAGCAUCUGAGGAGCUACAGAAAGAGCAUGACGAGAUAUCAGACAUGCUCACGAACUUGUUUUAUAAAUUGGAUGCUCUAUCUUCUGCCCAUUUCGUACCAAGGCCAGCAAAACAAUCGUUGGAAGUGAAGGUGGAGAGUGCUGCUAUAGCGAUGGAGGAUGCCCAGCCAUUGACCAUGACCACAGCAUCCACUCUUGCACCACAGGAGGUUUACAAAGUUGGCAAAGCCGAGAAAGACACAGAAAUCCGUCUCAAAGACGGUACUGUCAUGUCCAAGGAAGAACUUUCCAGAGAGGACAAGACCAGACUACGCAGAGCUGCAAAGAGAAAGAGAUCCAAGGCUUUGCAAAACAAAUCACAACAACCACAAAAGAAAAGCAAAAAAUCAGAUGUUAUCGACACCUUGUCCAAGGCUAAGAACGUCACUGUUAUCGAUAAUAAGGGUCAAAAGAGUGAUGUUGGUGGUAAAGCAUUAAAGGAUAAGAAGUCGCAGCAAGCAGACUUUAUCAAACUUUAG